AAUUCAUAAGAUUUUAUUAAAUAAUUAGUAUUUUAAUAAUGUAUUUAAUCAAUUAAUUAUGAAUUCAUCAUUAUAAGUUACGAACUGUAAGAAUCUCAUCAUCAUUUAAGCUUCUAUCGAAAAUAGAAAAAGUAAGAUGAAUCCGUCAACAUUAAACGCAAAUGCCCACGACCGAACGAUCAUCCAUGUAGAUAUGGACUGUUUUUAUGCCCAAGUUGAAAUGAACAAAAACCCAUCCUUGUUUGAUAAACCUCUGGGAAUUCAACAAAAAAACAUUGUCGUCACUUGUAAUUAUAUCGCUCGUGAAUAUGGCGUAAAAAAAUGCAUGUUAAUUACAGACGCUCAAAAAACGUGUCCUAAUUUAGUUUUAGUUAAUGGCGAAGAUCUUCAUGAUUAUCGUCAAAUCUCUUAUAAGGUAACAACUUUUUUACAACAAUUUACACCUCUAGUCGAAAGAUUAGGUAUGGAUGAGAAUUAUUUAGAUGUAACCAAUUUGGUAAAAACUAGGUUAGGUUCAGAUUGUGUUAAUAAAGUUUGUAGUUUUAAUGCUUUAAAGCCCGUGGGCCACAUUUUUGGUGAUUUAAAGUUUGAUGAGGAUGAUGAUUGUGAUUGUGGUUGUUUUGAACGAUUAACUAUGGGAACGAUUAUUGCUAAAGAAAUUCGUGAUGCCUUAAAAGCAAAUUUUCAAUUAACUUCUUGCGCAGGAAUAGCUCAUAAUAAGUUAUUAGCAAAAAUUGUAGGCGGUAUUCAUAAACCUAAUCAACAAACGGUUUUGUAUCCCAAUAAUGCGUUGGAAUUAAUGAAUUCCUUAGCAUCGUUUGCAAUGAUCCCAGGAAUUGGUAAAGUAAUGGAAGAAAUUUUAACUAAGGAAUGUUUAAAACUGGACGAUUUGCAAUGUAUUGAAAAUUUGGGGCGAUUAAAAACUUUAUUUGGCGCCGAAAAGGGACGUUUGAUUCAUAAUCUAAGUUUAGGUAUUGAUAACUCUUUAGUAAAACCGUCAGGAAAACCUCAAAGUAUUGGUUUGGAAGAUAGUUUUAAAAAAAUUACAGCAGUAGGAGAAGUUAAAGAGAAAUUUUUAUAUUUAUUAACCAGAUUAAUGAUUUUGGUAAGCGAGGAUGGUCGAAUACCACGAACGAUAAAAAUUACAAUACGAUUAUUCGAUGUUUUAAAAAAAACCAGUCAUAAAGAAACGAAACAGACUAAUUUAAAUACUUCGUUAUUUACAAUAGAAAAUACUAAGAUCCGUUUAAAUCCUCAAUCGAACGAAAAAAUCAUCUCAAUAAUAAUGAAUUUGGCGAAUAAAAUCAUUUCAAAUCAUAUCAAUAAACCGUACAACAUAACCUUAUUGGGUUUAUCUUUCACUAAGUUCAUCGAAAGAGCAAAAAAGUCUUCAUCAAUUAGCUCAUUUUUAAGAAAAAAUGUCGAAGUUCAAUCCAUAACUAAUAUAGAACACAAAACCGAUUUAACUCCGAUGGAGUGCAGUUCAAUAUCUAUGCCAGAAGUAACCACAAUGACUACGGACGGAUCGGAAUCCGAUUACGAACCGUCGCCAAAGAAAAAAAUUAAAAGACGAUCAUUUCCGGCGAUAAUUUCAAAAAAACGAUCAUCAUGUUUCGAUCAAGAUCUUCCAUCGCCGUCGAAAUUGAAAGUCGCUGAUUUACAUUUGAGUAAUAAUGAUGGUAGUGCUGACGAUUUUGAGAAUGCAACAUCUUCUAGUUCAAGUUUAAAGCCGAUUCAAUGUCCACUAAACGCAAGCGAAGAAGUUUUCAGGGUCCUGCCUAGAGAUAUUCAAGAAGAAUUGUGGGCAGAAUAUACUGCUUCUUCAGCUGUCGCUUCUGUGAGAAGUAGUAGUUGUAAGGAAGAACGUGAAAACGGAACAAAACCGAAAAUAAAUACAUUGUUAAAUUAUUUUGUAAAGAAUUGUUGAACGGCGAGGUAUGAAUAUUUAUUCAAUAAAGACAUGGAAGUUAGGGAAAAAAAGUGUUACACAAAGUUAUUUUUGUAUCGAGAGAAAAUGUUAAGCUAAAUACGACUUUUAAUUUUUUAAUUUAUAAUUUGGUUAGCGGUUUUAUAAUACAAAAAAUACAUUUUUUAAA
Molecule: messenger RNA, 2096 nt
Organism: Onthophagus taurus
Lineage: Eukaryota; Metazoa; Arthropoda; Insecta; Coleoptera; Scarabaeidae
Gene: PolI
Product: DNA polymerase iota
Biological process (GO): translesion synthesis
Molecular function (GO): DNA-directed DNA polymerase activity; damaged DNA binding
Source: RefSeq, a predicted model, not a curated record